AUGACCAACGAUGAGCUGGAUUAUACGGAGCCUGAAUUUGUCGACUUGACAGAACCGCUGGAAAGCGUGGGCGAGACUUUUGACAUACGCCCUGCUGAUUGCAUGACCGACGACGAAUUCCAAGCAUGGCUUUCUUGUUCACCAAGAGCUCUACCGACUCAAGAUACACAAGAGGCGAUUGCCGAUGGUAUCGUGUAUCGACCUUCUAUGUCAUUGAAGCUCCUUGACGACUCCUUCUUUCGAAUCGAGACUAUUAGCCGCCGAAAUGGAGACUAUAUUCUCUAUGGCCGACAUCUCCUGUCUAUGAUAGAUCGCCGUGCAGAUAACUACUUGCCCAAGGUCGAAGGGGAACUGGUCUGGAUGACAAGUCUGGCUAGAGCAGUCUCUCUCAAUGAAGUUGCGGGUCAUCAGAGUAUACGAUUCACCAAUGAACGUACUGAUUGGCAGGACCAUGAAGAUCUGGUUUGUCGACUUAAACUCACCGUCCGACUGCGCGACGAGCCGCCUGUUCGUGAUCGGGAUGCAUUGAAUGCGGAUGAUCGCAUGGUCGAAUACAUCUCCUUUGAAGAGAGCGAUGCAGGUGAAGGGUGGGCGUCGACGGACUUGCGCGACUGCUGGCGCGGUCCUGGAGAGACUGUCCCCUUCGGUGCAGCAAAUGUGCCGUACGACUUGCGAUCGCGGAUAGAGGGGCCUGAAGCCGUUGAUCUGGAGGACGUGUCUCCACCUUGCUUUGAUCUCACAGGCUUGCGUGACAGGACGUACACGUUCGGUGAUGCCUACUCCGGAGCCGGUGGUGCUUCGUGCGGAGCCAGACAGGCCGGGCUGGUAAAUACCUGGGCCUCGGAUUUCAACAGUCAUGCAGUUGAUACAUACCGCCAUAACUUUGAUGAAACGGAUAUUUAUCACGCUGAGUUCUUCCAGCUGAUGACCAUUCCGGAGUCUGAAUUGCGAGUCGACAUCGCCCAUUGUUCCCCACCAUGUCAACCGUUCUCACCCGCUCACACCACCAAUAACCAGACGAAUGAUGAAAGGAACUCGGCUUGUGUGUUCACGGGUAGCGAUUUGAUCAGACGAGUACGCCCACGCAUUUUGACCAUGGAAGAAACGAAUGGUUUACACGAGAGGUUCAAGCCGGAGUUCAACCGGAUCAUUCUGAACUUCAUCCAAGACGGAUACUCCGUUCGCUGGUCGGUGCUUGAGUGCUCCUAUUACGGAGUUCCGCAGUUCCGCAAACGCCUGUUGAUCAUCGCUGCUGGCCCUGGCGAGACUCUCCCCGAGUUUCCCCAACCCACCCACUCCCUUCCGGGAGGUGGGUUGAAGUCAAUUGAGACCAUCCAUAGUACCAUCAAUGACAUCCCCCAACAUGCUCCAAACCAUGAUGUGGAGGAAGGCCUCCGACGUUGGGCAUUGCUCGGAUGGCGUCAGCCGUACAAUGGACACCAGCCCGCAAGAACCUUGACUUGCAGUGGCGGCGACUCUAACUACCACCCCAGUGGCAAACGGGCGUUCACCUGUCGCGAAUUGGCGUCUCUGCAGACUUUCCCCGUCAAUUUUCAGUUUUCCAAGUCAAAUGUUCGCCAACAAAUUGGAAAUGCGGUACCUCCCAAAUUUGCCGAAGCCGUAUUUCGGGAGAUCCGUCGAUCACUGCGUGAAACCGACGAGAAGGAGUUGCAGCAAAGGGAAGCGCGUCGGGCAUGUGACGGGAUGGGCCGAGCUUUGAGGGGGUCACGUUAA
Penicillium maclennaniae is the source of this 1734-nucleotide messenger RNA. RefSeq names its product DNA cytosine methyltransferase. Gene Ontology annotation, molecular function: methyltransferase activity. The transcript has 2 exons. The coding region runs from base 1 to 1734 and encodes 577 amino acids. NCBI's taxonomy places the organism in Eukaryota, Fungi, Ascomycota, Eurotiomycetes, Eurotiales, Aspergillaceae. Gene Ontology annotation, cellular component: nucleus. The record is from RefSeq and is a predicted model, not a curated record.